Messenger RNA from Pyrenophora tritici-repentis Pt-1C-BFP, 1218 nucleotides. Its product is annotated as MetE, Methionine synthase II (cobalamin-independent). NCBI's taxonomy places the organism in Eukaryota, Fungi, Ascomycota, Dothideomycetes, Pleosporales, Pleosporaceae. Gene Ontology annotation, molecular function: zinc ion binding; 5-methyltetrahydropteroyltriglutamate-homocysteine S-methyltransferase activity. The record is from RefSeq and is a predicted model, not a curated record.
AUGUCCUUGAAGAGAAGCCCACCUUUCCGCGCUGAGCACGUUGGCUCAUUGCUUCGGCCGCAGGAGCUGGUGCAAAAGCGUUAUGACGUCGCCUCAGGCAAGGCGCAGCCAGAGGACCUCAUACCUCUGGAGGACACAUCCGUCGCGGAGGUCAUCAAGACCCAACAAGAUUGUGGUUUCAAGGUUGUCUCAAGUGGAGAAUACACCAGACACAUGUUCUGGGGUACGUUCUUCGAGACGCUCCAUGGCAUGAAGGAGCUCCAGCUUGGUGUUCUAAAAGGCUAUAAUAAGGACAUGUUCCGAGCUUACGCGCCUGACGUGAAGUCUUUCAUGGAAGCAAAAGAAGUGCCCAACCAUGUCACUGUCUGCGUCGACAAAAUCAAGCACCCCGGAAAGUCAAGCAACCAGCGCGAAGUCGAUCUGAUGAAGAGUCUCCUGUCUGAGAGCGAGUGGAAGAAUAUCAAGAUUACUUUGAUCUCGCCUUCAUGGUACCACUUCCGUUACAUGAACGGAAGGGCCUAUCCGAAAGAAGUCUAUGCGAAUGACGAAGAGUACUUCGAUGACGUUGCCAAGGCAUACCAAGAAGAGUUGAAGAUAUUACAUUCGCAAGGGAUCAGGAAUAUCCAGAUCGAUGAUCCUAAUCUCGCUUACUUCUGCUCGGACGACAUGUUAGCGGGCUGGAAGGCUGACACGACAAAUGACAAGUCAGCUGAUGAGAUGUUCGAUUCUUACGUCCGAUUCUAUAACAAGUGCUUUGAACGUCCCGCGGACAUGCACCUCGGCAUCCAUCUGUGCCGCGGCAACUAUGUAGGAAGCAGACAUUUCUCCGAAGGUGCAUAUGACAACAUUGCGAAGAAGUUGUUCCAGGACCUCAACGUAGAUACGUAUUACCUCGAAUACGACACCCCGCGCGCGGGAGGGUUUGAGCCACUUGCACAUCUUCCCAAGGACAAGAAUGUCGUACUUGGCGUCAUCACCUCCAAAUUCCCCAAGCUCGAGGACAAGGAUGAGAUGAUUGCCAGAGUCAACCAGGCCGCAGAUUGGAUCGCGAAGGGUACUGGUCAAUCACGCGAAGAUGCUAUCAAACAGUGUUGUGUCAGCCCCCAGUGUGGUUUCGCAUCACAUGCUGAGGGAAACUCGCUUGGAUACGAAGACAUGAGGAAGAAAUUGCAGCUUGUGAGAAGUAUUGCCGAUGCAGUAUGGCCCGGCGAGCCGUAA